ACCGACUUCCGCUUUAGCUGUGCGCGUUCCCGACGCUGUGCAACCAACAAUUCUUACCAGGCAGAACUUGGUAAAUCAAUCAAUGUCUUUUAUGAGAACCCAAUCUUGUACGUAAACUGUAUUUUUUUUAACGCGCUGCCUAAGGUUAAAAUUAAGGUUGGAAUUGUAGCUGAAUGAGAAUAUUGUAUUAACGGGUUCCGGUUAAGACUAAGCCUGUGAUUACGUAUUGAAGGUGGAAAUCAGUUUUCUUCUCGUUAAAACAUUUCAUAAGGGGAAACUGUUGGCGUAAUAUCAGCCCCAGGAAGUGUUCUCAGGAAGUAGUUUGUGUAUGAGUGACAGCUGUGCGCUGGUGACAGCCCACACCGGGACGGCGGCCCCGCAUAGCCGAGGCGAGACUCAAGAUGGCAGGUCUAUCUUUAUACUUUGAAGAUGGCCAUGAUGAUUUGGAUGACUUUGGAUUCGAUGACUAUGGUUCAGAUUGUGAUAGUAUUCGUAUCACAGCUUUCCUGGAUGCAGGACAAGACAACCUCACCCCCCUUGGGAGGCUAGAAAAGUACGCCUUCAGUGAAAAUGUUUUUAACAGGCAAAUCGUGGCACGUGGCCUGCUCGAUGUGCUGCGGGAGUUCAGUGACAAUGAAAAUGAUUUCAUCAGUGUCAUGGAGACAGUUGCCAGAAUGUCAGAAGAUGGAGAGCCCACAGUGCGAGCUGAGCUGAUGGAGCAGGUUCCCAACAUUGCCAUGUUUUUACAUGAGAGUCGGCCCAAUUUCCCUGCUGCUUUCUCAAGAUACUUAGUACCAAUUGUGGUGGGUUACCUCACUGAUCCCAAUAACCAGGUGCGGAAAACAAGUCAAGCAGCACUGCUUGUUCUGUUGGAACAGGGCCUCAUCUCUAAAGGUGACAUGGAGACCAAAGUGUGUCCAGUUCUUUUGGACCUGACAGAACCCAGCAGUGACGAUGACUACAAAAUAGAGGCAGUUGCUAUCAUGUGUAAAGUUGUGACCAUGUUGAGCAAAGACACAGUGGAACAUCUACUAUUGCCACGUUUUUGUGACUUGUGCAGUGACGCCAGACUCUUUCAAGUGCGCAAGGUCUGUGCAGCAAAUUUUGGAGAGUUCUGUUCCAUUGUAGGUCAAGAAGCUACAGAGAGACUAUUGAUGCCCAAGUUCUUUGACCUGUGCUCUGACAGUCUGUGGGGCAUCAGAAAAGCCUGUGCUGAGUGCUUCAUGAUGGUCUCUAACUCCACCUCCUCAGAGGUGCGACGUGCAAAGCUGUCGCCCUUGUUCAUCAGCCUCAUUAGUGACCAGUCACGCUGGGUUCGUCAGGCUGCCUUUCAGUCUCUAGGACGAUUUAUCUCCACUUUUGCUAACCCUUCCAGCGCAGGCCUUCAUUUCAGAGAGGAUGGAGCUUUACUAGAGGUCCCCAAAACGAUGUCAGAAAGUGACUGCUCCUUAAACUCUUUGAACUGCCCUGGUAUCAGUAGCUGCCUCACAGAAAGAACCAUUGUUCACACACCUCCCAACCAGGACGGGCGUGCAACGCCAUCGCCAGAGCACGUGUUAACAGCUGACAAUGAGGACCCGCACAACCCCGAUGACAACCACACCAUGUCCAGAGAGAUGGAGGAAAGUUUCUCCCAACUUAUUUUAAACAAUGCUGCAAACGCUGCUACGAGCACAAAAGAGAUGGAGCAGACCGAUGAAAACUUUAACUCUUUCCACUACUGGAGGUCUCCAUUACCAGACAUCAGCGGUGAGCUGGAGAUGCUAAGUUGUCAAACAUCAGAGGAAGUGACAAAGCAGGAGGAAAAGACAGAGAAACACCAAGCUGAGGAUAACUGUCCUGACUCCAAGUCUAGUCGCAGCAAAUCUACCAGCGACCAGAUACAGAAAGUUUUAGACUGUUUGCAGCCACACAUUGAUGAUCCUGAUGUACAGGCCCAAUACCAGGUGUUGUCAGCAGCUCUGAAGGCAGCCCAGCUAGACAGUCCAACAGACGACAGUCCAGCAGACGACAGUCCAGCAGACGACAGUCCAGCAGACGACAGCCCUACAGACGACAGCCCUACAGACGACAGCCCUACAGACGACAGUCUAGCAGAUGACAGCCCUGAAGACGUCAGUCCUGCGGACAAAAGCCCUGAGGAUAACAGUCCCACAGACAGCAGUUCUACAGACAGCGGCCCUACAGAUAAUAGCCUAACGGACCACAGCACCACAGACAACAGUCGGACAACCCCUACAGAAGAGAAUGCAGACAGUUGCACUGAAGACUUGCCUGAGGGGAAUGAACCUGCGGAAUUUCAGCCCGAGAGCGAGGAGAUCCCCGCAGAAGAAGAACCAAUGAUGGAGUGUCCACCAACCGUAGAGCCCAGCACUUUCCAAGAGCAAGGAGACGAAGAGACACAAACAGAGCCCCAGGAGGAUCAUGAGGACCAGGAGGACUCUCCUCCUAACUCACCAAUUCUAGAUUCUGAACUGAUUGAGUGUGUGGAGGAAGAAGGAAAAGAUGACUCAGAUUUCAGCCCAAUGUCAGACGAUAGGCCUAAGGUCCAGAAUGUUAUCCCACAGCAACUCUUGGAUCAAUACCUCUCUAUGACAGACCCGGCCCGGGCCCAGACAGUUGAUACAGAGAUAGCCAAACACUGUGCCUUCAGUUUGCCUGGAGUCGCUCUUACUUUGGGGCGACAGAACUGGCACUGCCUCAAAGACACAUAUGAAACCCUCGCUACAGAUGUACAGUGGAAGGUGCGGCGUACCUUAGCGUUCUCCAUUCAUGAGCUGGCAGUGAUUCUAGGAGACCAGCUGACAGCAGCAGAUCUUGUACCCAUUUUCAAUGGUUUCCUUAAAGACCUGGAUGAAGUUCGAAUCGGCGUGCUCAAACACCUGUACGACUUCCUCAAGUUGCUGCACGCAGACAAGAGGAGGGAGUAUCUGUACCAGCUGCAGGAGUUCAUGGUGACAGACAACAACCGCAACUGGAGAUUCAGAUAUGAACUGGCAGAGCAGCUGAUCUUAAUCAUUGAGUUGUACAGCCACUACGAUGUGUAUGACUACCUCAGACAGAUAGCCCUCACACUCUGCUCUGAUAAAGUCUCGGAGGUCAGGUGGAUCUCAUAUAAACUGGUUGUAGAGAUCCUGCAGAAGCUGUAUGCAUGUGGUGCUGAUGAGCUAGGCCUCAACUUUAUCAACGAACUCACCGUCAGGUUCUGCCACUGUCCCAAAUGGGUUGGGAGGCAGGCUUUCGCCUUCAUCUGUCAGGCCAUAGUGGAAGAGGAAUGUAUGCCCAUGGAGCAGUUCAGCCAGCACCUCCUACCCAGCCUCCUCAGUCUCUCACAUGACCCAGUGGCUAAUGUCCGUGUACUGGUGGCUAAGGCUCUACGUCAAAGUGUCAUGGAGAAAGCUUACUUUAAGGAACAGGGCUGUGCCUACUCUGAUGAGCUGGAAGAGACUGUGAUGGCAUUACAGUCAGACAAGGAUCGUGAUGUCCGCUUCUUUGCCAGCCUGGACCCCAGCAAAGGCUUGUUGGACACGGCUUCUCUGACCUAGCCUCAGUGUAAAUGUCCAGUUUACAGCUCAUCUGCCUGUCUAUCUACCUGUCUGUCUGACUGAUGCACAGUCAGCACAACCAGCAACACCAGCACCUGACCAGAUGACCGACCACUCGCCUGCUGGACAGACCUGCACCAGCCGCCACUUGAAUCCUGACACCUUUUCAGAUUAAAGUGUAGAGUGUGAGCAUGUUCAAACAAACACAGCUCAACUGUCUGUGGUUGGACCUUUUAUAGCACAUCUUACUUUUAUACCACAGUCCAAACCUCUCAGUGUUUUCAGGAAAUGAGCAGGACUCAAGAAGACGGCCCCUCCUCGUUUCAUAGGAGCGGCCGCAUUUUCACCUGAAUUUAUCCUUUUUCUCACCUUCUACACUAACAGAAAUUACUCACUCCCCAGUUAUUUGAUUUGUUAAACUAAACUGAUUUUUUUUUCGGAGCUAACGUUAAGCUUGAGAGAAAUUUGCUUGAUUUGUUUUUCUAUGAUUAUCCCUCAUUGCUUGUUCUUGUGAAUUUCUUAAUGAACAUGCAGGUGAGGCCUGCCAGACUCUGACGUGUGCACUAACUCAGGGGACAGACCAGUCAAACUAAGUAGCUCUGCUGUUGUAUUUUAGCCUCAUUUCCUGACAUAUGUCUUUUGUCUAAGACAACCUUAAUUUCGUGAAUUGUUAUCUGGAUUGUUUUCCAAUUUCCUCCUUUCGACUUUUAUUUCACUACCUGGUCUCCUUGGGCCAGUGAAACCACUACAGCUGCAUAGAUGGAACAGUGAAUUUUCCUCAGUGUGUUUCUCAGACCUUUUUCCAAACAACAAGCUGUUGACCUCUUCACCCCCCCUGCCCCUCCCAACCCAAAAAAGUCUGAUGUAACAAGAAUGGCACACAACCUUACCCCCAAGCAUCAGGAGACAAUUGAUUACCUCUGUUUGAACUUGACUGGCCAGUGUGUUAUAUAGAGGUGUGUGGUUCUCACUGAUCCUGAAUGUCCUUCGAUAAAUGGGUUAAAAAAAUGUUUUAACCAGUUCUGUUGCGUCAACUCCAACUUCUCUACAAGGGCUGUCAUUAAUGCGCCACAUGUUGAGGUCAGUUUUGGAGAAGAGUUUGAAGGCGAGUGCACUGUUUGAUUAUUCAUGCAUGCUUUAACCCUGGCCCGCCCCCCCAUCCUACUCUUUGUACAGUCUAUUCCAACUCAAAUGGUUGACCUCGAGGUAUGAACUAUGUGACCAUGAUAGAUUUCAGUGAAACUGAUUGACCAGUUGUACAGUAGGUUUUAGGAGCAGCUGUAUUAGGAGCCUGAACGAGAAGGUGUGAUUCAUUCCGUCUUGAUGGAAUGAUUUUAAAAGUAUGGGUUCUCUCAACGUUUUGCUACUCUUUGUACAGUUUAAACCUGUGGAAAGUGGUGUGUGUUUAUGGAACCAAGGCCAGUUUAGGUUUUUAUCCCUCUGAGAUGUGUGAAUACUGGGAGCAGUCACCAAGUCACUUUUUUUAGUCCUUUUUUUUUUCUUUUUUUCUUUUUUCCCCCUCUGUAAAUGAUAUGCCCUCUACAUUUUUUUAAAAAACUUGGGAACGAACUUUGCUGUGUGCUGUGCAUCUGGAGUCUUUCUUCCUACAAUAGGAGAGAUCACUGCGGUAAUGGCAGUGUCUGCUCAUCUCAUCUGUCUGCAUUUUGUGUCCAUCUCAUUUUUUAAUGUAGUAAAACAGUUAAUAUAUACAUUUUAUGAAAAUUAUUUUUCUUUUUCAAUUAUGCACCACUGUUCAAAGAUUUUUCUAUCCUAACUUUACAAACUUUACAGCCUUUGUAAUAUUUGAUGGUUUCUUUUAAAAAGACAUUUUAUGUAAUGUUAUUUUUAGUAUUCUGUAAUUAAAAUUAAGAAAAUAAAGCU
Molecule: messenger RNA, 5426 nt
Organism: Cynoglossus semilaevis (tongue sole)
Lineage: Eukaryota; Metazoa; Chordata; Actinopteri; Pleuronectiformes; Cynoglossidae
Gene: ppp4r1l
Product: protein phosphatase 4, regulatory subunit 1-like
Exons: 20
Coding region: 402-3545 (1047 amino acids)
Biological process (GO): protein dephosphorylation
Cellular component (GO): cytoplasm
Molecular function (GO): protein phosphatase regulator activity; protein binding
Source: RefSeq, a predicted model, not a curated record